AAAAUAUUUCUUUCCCUCUUGCAAUGCAAGAUCUCUGCCCGUAUCUCCUCCUCGCUCGGAAACGGAAAUGGCGGCGGCGGCGGCUCUGUGCACUGCUCCCAUUUCCUUCUCGCCUAGCAUAACCGGAGAAUCCCAGGCUGUGAAGCACUUCCUCUUCUUCUCCCCUUCUUCUUCUCUGCGAAAUUCCAUUGUUUCUCUCCAUGCGAAGAGCAGAAAGUUGCCUCCUUUAUCGCUUGCACAGCGCCGUUGCUCUGUUUCGGCUUGCGGGUCGUCUUCUUCGACGGGGCCUGCUCCUCCUCCUCCUUCCCGCUCCGGCAAGAAGCUCUAUGUCAGUGAUUAUUUGCUCUCUGCAAAUCGAAUUUCAGAAGCUUUUACUGGAUGUACGAUUUUGGAGCUCAUGAUGUCUUGCCUUCACAAUGCAGGACUUUCGUUUCGAACCACUGAAGAGAGCUUGCGAAAGGCUUUCGAAAACUUCGGCCAGCUUGUGGAAGUAAAUCUGGUGAUGGAUAAGAUCGCAAAUAGGCCGAGAGGAUUUGCUUUCCUCCGUUAUGCUACUGAGGAGGAAUCUCAGAGGGCCAUCGAGGGAAUGCACGGCAAGUUUUUAGAUGGGCGGGUGAUAUUUGUGGAGGUUGCAAAACCCAGAUCAGAAAUGCGCCAAAGUCCUAGACAGAACCCGAGAUAACAUCGAAGAUCUCACGGAUCAGAUCAUCUCCAAAUUCCCGGAUAAACCGAGGAUCUUGAAGACAUUGAACUACCAGAGGAGAUCAAGCCAGAAGACGAGGUGGAAGAGCUCAAGAUCGCUCAAUAGGAUGUAGCAUCAGAUGUUUUUGGAAGUUUGACACAGAAAAGAGAUUCGGACGGUUGUUCUGCUGCUGAAGGGAAGGAUGAUGAAAGUGGCAACGCGUGCAAGGGAGAUUCAAAAACCCACAACCUUGCAGACUAAUUCGCAAAGCGUAUGCAAGUCCUAUCCAUUUGGACAAAUCCGUGGGUUUACCCAAGAAAUUGCCGAUGUUUUACGCGUUGCAGUAGGACCAUGCUCGUCUAGGAUCAACGUUUUACACGUCCUAUCCAUAUGUUGACAUCAACAUGAACAAUCUUUUCUUUUUCCGUCUACUAAUGAUCUUUUCACUUUGAAACAAA
Molecule: messenger RNA, 1140 nt
Organism: Punica granatum (pomegranate)
Lineage: Eukaryota; Viridiplantae; Streptophyta; Magnoliopsida; Myrtales; Lythraceae
Source: RefSeq, a predicted model, not a curated record